Liolophura sinensis is the source of this 3062-nucleotide messenger RNA. RefSeq lists its product as uncharacterized. NCBI's taxonomy places the organism in Eukaryota, Metazoa, Mollusca, Polyplacophora, Chitonida, Chitonidae. The record is from RefSeq and is a predicted model, not a curated record. Gene Ontology annotation, biological process: G protein-coupled receptor signaling pathway; cell surface receptor signaling pathway. Gene Ontology annotation, molecular function: G protein-coupled receptor activity. Gene Ontology annotation, cellular component: membrane. The transcript has 2 exons. Bases 165 to 2864 code for a protein of 899 amino acids.
UUAAUUUGGGCCGCUACGUUUACUGCUAUUUUUUGUUCACAGUAAUGGAUGGAUAUAAAUUACCCAGUUCUGGGUUUGCCAUUACAGGCUGAUACCAUAGUAUCUGACACAAAGCUUCGUGCAUUCAGCAAGGAGUUGAGCGAGUCACUCAUCAGUCUGUAAACAUGCCACAGUAUCUAACAGACAUAACAGUGUUCUGCGUAUUUUUGCUUACUGGCAGUUGUGUCCAUGGCAAUAACUUUACCACCAUUCCAUCCGUAACUUUGCCAGUCAGAAACUUGUAUAUUCCUGCGCUAUUUCCACCAUCAUUGAUAUAUUUCGUCAAUGAAUCUUUAACCGAUUUGGAUACUCUGAUAGAGGCUAACAGUUUUGCGUGCGGUAGAUACUCUUUCUGUAAUUCCACAUAUGGAGGGUACGAGCGUUCACUACCUUGUGCGAAGUGCGAGCCUUGUGAGUGUGAUUCUCUGUGCCAUGAUUUCGGGGAUUGCUGUGCCGAUCUGGGUGGAACACAGAAAACCCAGUCCAUUCCCUGGACGUGCGUGAAGCGGCUUGACAAGUCCAUGGGGAUAGAUAUGAAUUCUUAUGCGUUCAUGGUAACUUCCUGCACAGAGGCUGGCAACAGACCUGGAAACACCAAGAACAACAAACGUAAAUGCGAGCAAGCCACUGAAACCAACAUCGACGAGAUGACGCCAGUCACUGAUGUCCUCACCAAUGUCACCUACAGGAACCGUUUCUGCGCUGCCUGUUAUGACGUCACUAACAUUACACUGUGGAGACUUUCAGUUGAGUGUCAGGUAGGAGCAAUUCAUGUGACAGGUGUGUCUAGAGAAGAACUUGCUCGACGGGUUCUGAUGUCGGAUAAAUGUAUCGUCAGAGAUGUACGCCCGCCAGAUGUCUACGUCAGACCCUGUUACAGCGCCUACUUCAGCACCUGUGACGUCAGUCUCCGUGGUAAUUACAGUAGUGUGAGCGAGAGACUGUGUUACUCAUCGUCUGGAGCUCCUGUAACUAUAAACCAGGAGACUUACCGUAACGUAUUCUGUGCUCUCUGUAAUGGUAUUGUGCUUGACCGUUAUUGUACAUUUUUUGAAAUUGAAUUUGCUCCAUUUCCAAGAUAUCAUGGAUUAAACGUCCUCCUAGAUCUUAACCCCAAAUCCUCUGACCAAGCUACAGGAAAAGACAACUCUCUCUUGAAUGACUCGUGUCAAACAACUGAAACAUAUGACCCCCUUACGGAAAACUGUCUGCCUACGAAGUGUCCGCCAAGACAUGUUUACACUGAUGGAGUUUGUCAGCCUGUGUACGUAACAGCAGACGCUCAGGGUUAUGAACUGUUAUUGAAAGUGACCCUUUCCCCGCCCCUGGACAAUGGUCAUCUUCAAGAUCUCGUCACAACCUACGUGGACGAAAUGAAGGAAGAAUGGCUGGAAUAUCGACCAUUUCAUCUUUUCUACGCUGAGUAUCGUGAAAUUCUCAUCAACGGUACCGCUACCCCCGAUGACAACAACGCUGAGCGCGCGUUGGGGUUCUUUCUCAACAUUACUCUCGCUCCAUCAUCAGCUGACAGUUUAUCUGACACUGAAGAUAAGCUCCGCGCCCUCGAGAAUCGUCUGAAAGGUUUGACCGUAGGUGGGCAGAAUGUCAGCUUACAUACAGAACCUGUCAAUUGUUUGGAUUCUAUGUCAGAAGAUACGCCUGGUCUUCUGGCUCAAGAGGCCCUACCCGCAAGCUUCAAGAUUUGUCUGCAUAACGAAUGUACAUUUGAAAUCAUCCCAUUAUUCAAUACUCUAAACUGUCCCCAAAUAGAAGUGAACCUUUCUGGCAUCGAGCAUAGUUACGAUGAACACAAUUUAACUCUGUAUAUCAAGAAUACCUUUGUCAAGUUGAACAGAACAUCCUAUCUAUAUUGUAACGAUUUGCUGAAACUUUGCGCGACUGCAGUGUCUGAUAUACAACAACAACUUAACAAAGUCAGCGGUGAGGUCCUUGGUCUGAUCUCCAUCAUCUGUCUGAGUCUCUCACUUGUGUGGUUGUUGUUAACUUUCAUCAUUUUCUGUCUCCUUCCACAACUACGAACACUACCAGGUAAAAACACUAUGGCACUUAUACUACAUCUGUUUUUUGCUCAGUUAUUGUUCCAAGCCGGUAUUGACGGCACAGACGAUGUCACAACAUGUAGGGUGAUUGGUGUAGUCAUACACUACGCUUGGCUGGCCACAUUUGGCUGGAUGGCCGUCAGCGCUUACCACAUGUAUGCUGCCUUCACCAACAUGUCGGUAAUCAGCAGCGCCGGGUCAAAGACGGGGCAUGGUAGAGCUUUGUUCAAAUACACAUGCGUGAGUCAUUUGCUAGCUCUAAUCUUCGUGUCCGGCUGCCUCGGUUAUAAUCUAGCCACCUCCUCUGGGGAGACAUUUGGGUAUGGACGAAAGAAGUGUUUUAUAGACGUGCCAUUUGAUAUUGGUCUUUUUUUCGCUCUGCCCCUGGCAAUAAUAUUGGCUUUCAAUACACUUUGCUUCGUAAAGACCGUGCUGGCAAUCCGAAGUGUCCCGGACAUGAAAUCUGUCAAAAACAGAGCUAACAAAACUCACCUGAACGCCUACUGCCGCUUAUCCGUGCUGCUGGGUUUUACUUGGGUGUUUGGCUUCGUCGCCUCUGCCCUUCAAAGUGAUGUCUUCUGGUACCUGUUUGUCAUUCUGAAUGGUCUCCAGGGCGUGUUUAUAGCUCUGGCAUAUUGUGCCAACAAAAGAGUCAUAGACAUGCUUAAAACAAGGUUCAAACCGUUGCCAGUUUCUACAGUGUCUCAGUCAACCAAUGUCACGAACUCAUCUUCUCCCAUUCACAUCCAGUCGUCUAAGAUCUGAAAGAAAGAAGGAAAAUCACGUCUUUGGGUCAAGGUUUCUAAGAUAUGAUGAAAGCAGACAGCAACCACUUUGAGUUGAGCUGUUUCUUAUGGGAUAAAUCCCCAUUGACAAUUAAUUCGUCACCAUUACAUGUAAACAGACAAAUUUGUUGACUUAUAUGAUUUCUUUCUUUUUAAUAUUAAAUUGCUUUGUUAUUUA